Choloepus didactylus (southern two-toed sloth) is the source of this 2340-nucleotide messenger RNA. It is a transcript of the gene SLC29A3, whose product is annotated as solute carrier family 29 member 3. Lineage: Eukaryota; Metazoa; Chordata; Mammalia; Pilosa; Megalonychidae. The transcript is spliced from 6 exons. Gene Ontology annotation, biological process: nucleoside transmembrane transport. Gene Ontology annotation, cellular component: plasma membrane; Golgi apparatus. Gene Ontology annotation, molecular function: nucleoside transmembrane transporter activity. The record is from RefSeq and is a predicted model, not a curated record. Bases 190 to 1620 code for a protein of 476 amino acids.
CAGCCCCCGCCCUGGCGCGGGAGCGCAACCGAAAAACACAAAAGGAGAAGAGUUUGCGUGGGCUGGCGGCCGGGGCGGGCCGGGGGGUGGAGCCGAGCCUGCCGUCCCGCCCGAGCCGGAGCCCCGAGGAGGCCGAGCCCCGAGUCGCAGGGGCCGCGGCGGCCCGGGAGGCGGCGGCGACGCGGCGACAUGGCCAUUGUCUCAGAGGGUGACUUUUGUCACAGUACAAACUCCGCCUACAGAACCACAAGCAGCUCCCUCCAAGCUGACCAGGAGGCGCUGCUUGACAAGUUGCUGGACCACCCGCCACCGCCUGGCCUGCAGAGGCCCGAGGACCGCUUCAAUGGUGCCUACAUCAUCUUCUUCGUCAUGGGCAUCGGCGCCCUGCUGCCGUGGAACUUCUUUGUCACUGCCAAGGAGUACUGGAUCUUCAAACUCAGCAACUCCUCCAGCACAGCCGCACAGCAGGGUGCAGCGGGCUCAGACAUCCUGAACUACUUUGAAAGCUACCUUUCCAUCGCCUCCACCGUGCCCUCCGUGCUGUGCCUCGUGGCCAACUUCCUGCUGGUCAACAGGGUGCCAGUCCGCGUCCGAGUCCUCACCUCCCUGGCCAUCAUGCUGUCCAUCUUUGUGGGGAUGACCAUGCUGGUGAAGGUGGACACGUCCUCCUGGAACCGUGGCUUCUUCGCGGUCACCCUGGUCUGCAUGGCAAUCCUCAGCGGCACCGCCACCAUCUUCAACAGCAGCGUCUUCGGCAUGACCGGCUCCUUCCCUAUGAGGAAUUCCCAGGCACUGAUAUCAGGAGGAGCGAUGGGGGGCACCAUCAGCGCCCUGGCCUCACUGGUGGACCUGGCGGCAUCCAGCGACGUGACCAACAGCGCCCUGGCCUUCUUUCUGACAGCGGACGCCAUCCUCGCGCUCUGCAUUGGCCUCUACCUCCUGCUGCCCCGGCUGGAGUAUGCCAGGUACUACAUGAGGCCUGCCCGGCCAGCCCACCUGUUUCCUAGUGAAGAGGAGCAGCCCAAGGACUCCCCCGACGCCCCCUUGGUGGCCCCCAGGUCCAACAACUCCCACACGCCACCCCUGCGCCCCAUCCUGAAGAAGACUGCCGGCCUGGGCUUCUGUGUCAUCUACCUCUUCUUCAUCACCAGCCUCAUCUUCCCCGCCAUCGCUGCCAACAUCGAGUCCCUCAGCAAGGGCUCGGGCUCACUGUGGGCCACCAAGUUCUUCGUCCCCCUCACCACCUUCCUCCUGUUCAACUUUGCUGACCUGUGCGGCCGGCAGAUGACCGCGUGGGUGCAGGUGCCGGGGCCCAGAAGCAAGCUGCUCCCUGGGCUUGUGCUCACGCGGACCAUCUUCAUCCCCUUUUUCGUGUUCUGCAAUUAUCAGCCCCGUGUCCACCUGAGGACAGUGGUCUUUGAGUCAGAUGUCUAUCCUGCACUCUUCACCUCCCUGCUGGGGCUCAGCAAUGGCUACCUCAGCACCCUGGCUCUCAUGUAUGGUCCCAAGAUCGUGCCCCGGGAGCUGGCCGAGGCCACGGGCGUGGUGAUGUCCUUUUACCUGUGCCUGGGGCUGGCCUUCGGCUCAGCCUGCUCUGCCCUGCUUGUGCACCUCAUCUAGGAGGGGAGCAGUGAGAAUAUCAGGGCCAGGUGACCCUCUGGAGCCUCUGCAGGGUGGCAAGGAAGUGCUGGGGGGCUUGGGUGGUGGGGAAGAAGGGGCUGCAGUUUGGCUCGGUGCAGAGGGCAGAGUACACUCAGGCCUCACUUCUGCCCCCAGAGGACUGAUGAACCAUCUCCGAGUGUGAGGCAGGGACAUUCUGGACACUUUAACAGAUCCCUCGCAAGACAUCUGAAUAAGACCAACAAGGACACAUUUACGACAGUGACAAAGCGGGGGCUUCACUUUCAGAGCUGAUGGGAACGUUCUGCUCUUCUUCAGAGCUGAGUGCUGGGUUCCAGCUCUUCUAAAAGGUGUUGGCAGCGUUUGACCUCUGUGUCGGUACUGGUGCCCAAAUCUAACAAUAGGUUCUCUGCCUUGGGAUGGCCAGUCCCUUAGGCCUAAGAUCCAAGCCUGCACAGACCUCUGCAUUCUGCAGCUGAGAGAUCUCCCACCAACUGGACUGCAGAACCCGGUCAGACAGGCCUUCCAGAAAUUCUUCAUUCCAUAGACUCUGGCUCCAGAUGCCCCCGUGUUGGGGACUGACAGGGCCAGGUCUGGGUUUUCAAACUGGGUUCCUUAAAGCGGUCUAUGGCCUGGGCCAGGGCAAGGUCUUUUUAUGUUCAUGUUUAUAACAGGUCAAGGCCAUGGUUUCAAGCCUAUAAUAAAUAUUUCAGUGGUGUC